This is a messenger RNA of Anopheles coustani, 1026 nucleotides long. Its product is annotated as putative nuclease HARBI1. The coding region runs from base 1 to 1026 and encodes 341 amino acids. The record is from RefSeq and is a predicted model, not a curated record. NCBI's taxonomy places the organism in Eukaryota, Metazoa, Arthropoda, Insecta, Diptera, Culicidae. The transcript has 4 exons.
AUGGCUCUCGGUACCACCAUUCCACCGCCCAACAUUCGUACCAUCCCUCAGGUGGGACGUUCCUGGAUUUAUCUUAGCCGUUUCGCUCCGGACAUGACGGAUGAGGACGUCCGGACCCUGGUUACGACGCAGGUUGUGCGCAAAUGUGAUUGUGCGACGUUUCAACAAAACUUUAGGAUAUCCAAAGAUAUUUUCAUGGAUAUUGUGUCCUUGAUUGGACCCCACAUAGCCGCUCGGACCGAUUAUGGUUUGACGGAGGAACAAAAAUUAGCAGCUUGUUUGCGGUACUUUGGUGAAGGAAGAUAUCAGCAUGGAACUGGAAAAGAUUUCCAUGUUGCAAUGGCGCAGUCAACGUUCUCGAAGGUGCUACGUGAUGUACUUCCACCAAUGCAAUCCCUUUUGGGCGACUGGAUAAAAUUAAUUAUGACCGAAGAAGAACGAAUUGAGGCUAAGGAAUAUUUUUUCCAAAAGAGUGGCCUUCCUGAUGUGGUGAUGUGUGUAGAUGGAACACACAUCAAAAUAAAAAAACCUAAGCUACGGCCAUUGCAGUAUAUGAACCGAAAAAAAUUUUACAGCAUAAAUGCUAUGAUAGUAUGCGAUCAUAAAAACCGAAUUCGAGCAAUCGAUGCCCGGUUUGCUGGGUCGCAUCAUGACGCACACAUUUGGAGGGUUAGUCCAAUAAGCAAGCAUUUUAUGGAUCGACACAGAAAUGGAUUCAACGAUAAAUUGCUAGGUACAUUUAUAACAAGAAAGCCUUACAGGGAUCCAGAUUCAGGGUCUCCAGAAUCUGAAUUUAAUAGGAAGCAUUCGUCUGGACGUAUGAUAGUGGAGAGGACAAUCGGUUUGCUCAAGAGUAGAUUUAGAUGCUUGUUAGGAGUAGAUGGAAUAUUAAAUUAUGAACCGCAAAAAUGUGCACAAAUUAUUAAUGUAUGUUGUGCUUUACACAACAUAUGUGUUGAAAAUAAUAUAGAAUGGAACCUCCAUUUCCAAUCUUUACUAGAAGAUGUGGGAAAUGAUUCCGAUUAA